AUGGGGUGGCUGGUCGAGGGCAAGCUCCAGAGGGGCGCUCCAAAAUGCACAGGCCAGGACAUGCGGUAGCCUCACAGGUCACCCCUCUUGCUUUUACCCUCCUGGAUUCCGCCAUCACGCAGCGCCUGGAGCAUCCAUCCCAUCCUCCACCACCAUUCUUCCAUUACGCGCGCAGCCAUCUGGUGCUGUCACCGCCCUACAUUCUUCGUCCACCGGCCAUUACCGGUGCUGUAUCGCCAUUUUUAUGCACAUUGCGCGGAAUGAGAGAGGGACACGCCAGCUUCACCAUAGCCAUCACCACGCUUUAACGCCCACGCGCGCCCGGCAUUCGAGCCAUCUCCCC
Molecule: messenger RNA, 343 nt
Organism: Macroventuria anomochaeta
Lineage: Eukaryota; Fungi; Ascomycota; Dothideomycetes; Pleosporales; Didymellaceae
Exons: 1
Coding region: 45-308 (87 amino acids)
Source: RefSeq, a predicted model, not a curated record